Molecule: messenger RNA, 1337 nt
Organism: Hypoxylon fragiforme
Lineage: Eukaryota; Fungi; Ascomycota; Sordariomycetes; Xylariales; Hypoxylaceae
Exons: 4
Coding region: 134-994 (286 amino acids)
Source: RefSeq, a predicted model, not a curated record
AGCGACGCACCUUUCUUGCUGAGUUUUGCGAGGUCUUUCUUCUCUCUCACUUUUCAACUACCUAAAAAUCCUAUAAUUUCAUGCCUUAAACAGAAAAAAAAAAAACCCCCCAGCAUCUGCUGCUUUGUUCACGAUGCUGCCUAGAGAGCUCUCAUUCUUCUUCCUCUUUUCUUGCCUUUGCGGUUUAUCGUCAUGUACCUCCUUCCCAUCCUCGACCACACCGGUAGCUAUCAAGUCUAGUACUGAUGUGCAACUGGCUCUGGCACCAACAUCGCCCCCGUUGGAGAACCUAGGGCGGAGAGAUAGACCCCCAACACUUUGUGGUUUUGGCAAUGGCGACGCAGCCUAUCCCUGGAAUUGUAAUUCAGGGUACGCUUGUGCGGUAGAUACAUAUUAUUCAGUUCUAGGUUGUGUCACAAGCAUGAUCGAUGGUAAAUUGACUGGAUAUGUUCCGACGUCAUGCUUGAACUACGGUCAACCAUGUUCUUCAGUUGGCACUCGAACGAUUUGCUGUACGAAUACUGUGUAUCCGAGCUGCUUGGCCAACGUAUACACCGGAUCUCUCUACUCGAAAUAUACGUUGCUGGCCUGUGGUGACGGCUAUAAUCGCCGAAUAGCUUGGUUCGCUUCGACAACCGAGACGGCUAGGACGACUGGGACCGGAACAACGUCGACUCCUUUUAUGAUGAUUCCCCAGGUAACCAAUGUCAUAAACCUAACAGACGGAACAAAUGGUGAUUCGCCACCACCUGGAACAUUGACGACUUCAGACAAAAUAACACUGGCUACGACAUUGGGAAUCGGUCUACCGGCCACGGUCGCCGGCGUCGUUGCGGCUUGGUUUGCUUACAAGGCCAGGAAGGCGAAAAAAUUGAAAAUGCGGGGUGAGAGGCUGGCGAGCAGUGAUGACGACGCUUCCCAUCUUCAUGACAUAGAAACCAUUUACGACCCUUCCGUACGACUAGAACUGAAGCCAACCAAGUUUACGACGUAAAUGUUUCGAUCGAAUAUAGAUAUACUAUACAUUUUUUGGGAUUGGCGCUAGGGUUAGGGUUUAGCAACACGAUUCGAUGAGCAGAACCUUUCUCAUACCUAUGUAUCAUGACAUGCUUUUUGCGGAUUCCUUUUACGGCAACGCAACAGCUUGGAAAUAAUGCUAGGUAUAUAUCGGCCUCUGUAGCUAAAUGGUUUGAGACGCGAAAGUUGGGCUGGCAUUCUUACUAGGUACUCCUGGGGAUGGGGAGUACACAAACAACCUUCCUUUGUCGUCUGGUACAAAGUAGGAGGAACGGUGAAUCACGAAGAGACUAUUAGGCACAUAUGUAGCCUACAGCUCC